Rhizophagus irregularis DAOM 181602=DAOM 197198 is the source of this 1081-nucleotide messenger RNA. RefSeq lists its product as uncharacterized. Gene Ontology annotation, molecular function: water channel activity. Gene Ontology annotation, cellular component: plasma membrane. The record is from RefSeq and is a predicted model, not a curated record. NCBI's taxonomy places the organism in Eukaryota, Fungi, Glomeromycota, Glomeromycetes, Glomerales, Glomeraceae. Gene Ontology annotation, biological process: water transport; transmembrane transport.
UUUCUUUGAAUCAUUAUAAUAAUAUAUAUCGAUAUCAUAUAUUUUUACGAAUAAUAUUAUUGACUUGUUAACGAUAACGUACAAUUAAAAACUAAAUUCAAAAAAAAUAAAAAAAUGCUUUCAAGUUUAAAUGUAGACCAAAGACAUAAAUAUGUCGCUGGAGCCUUUGGCGAGUUUGUUGGAACCGCUUACUUUUUAUUCAUGGGUGUCGGCGGUGCUGUAAAUUUUUUAAAUAAUGCAGCUGGUUCACCAUUACCGGGUUUUGCUAUUCCAUUCUGUUUCGGUUUCUCACUUUUUGUUAAUGUGUUCAUUUGGGCUCCAAUCUCUGGAGGAGUGUUCAAUCCAUCCAUUACUAUCGCUUUAAUGGCUACGAACCCGAAAGAUUUUCCAUGGCAUAGAGGAAUUUUGUACAUAGUAUCUCAAUUCUUAGGAGCUUUAUUUGGAUCAUGGCUCAUUGACUUGAUUCAACCUGAAGCCCCUAAUGCAGCAACCUUACUUGCAGAUGGAGUUUCAGUAGCUCAAGGUCUCUUUAUGGAAAUGUUUGCAACUUCAGUGUUAACCAUGGCUGUGCUUAUUUUAGCUGGUGAACGUUAUGGUAAAUAUCUUGCUCCAUUUGGUAUUGGAAUGUCCUUAUUUAUUUCAGCUUUGUGCGCUGGUCCAUAUACGGGAGCUUCUUUAAAUCCCGCCAGAACUCUUGGUCCCGCUAUUGUUGCAAACCAAUACGGUCGUGCUCAUUGGAUUUAUUAUGUUGGUCCUACUUUAGGUAGUUUAUUAGCAGCAGGUUAUUGGCAUAUAUUAAAUAUAUUAAAUAUUAAUGUUGUUAAUCGUAAAUUUAACAAAUGCGAAAAUUGCAAUAAUGAGAACCCUAAAGAAAUAAAAGCAUGCGAAAGAUGCGGAAAGGGGGAACCUAAAGCUGAUAAGCAUGACAUAGAAUCCCAAAACUAAAUAUAUACAUAACAAAUAUAUAUAUAUACAUUUUGUAAUAUUUUUAAUUACCCUUCGUUUUUUUUUAUGUUCAAUAUAAUUCAUUACAUUUUAUUCUUUUCACGCAAAACUUACAAAGCUUUUUUUCACACACUAA